This is a messenger RNA of Acaulospora morrowiae, 541 nucleotides long. The record is from the annotation of a GenBank genome assembly. Lineage: Eukaryota; Fungi; Glomeromycota; Glomeromycetes; Diversisporales; Acaulosporaceae.
AUUUUUUCUACGGAUCCUCUGCCCCUGUCAUUCCCCAUCGUCCAUCACAUAUUCAAAACCGAAUGUCAGGAGGAUGAGGAUAUAUUUUUCAAACUUAUAAAAGAUCCUCGUGAGGUCUUAAUAAAUUCUGAACGACUUCGAUUAAUAAACAAAAUUCUAGAGGAUGAUGUUGAUUCUCCUAUAGCCGCCCUAUGCACGGACGUCCUUCAAACUCAAUUUUUUGAUGAUUUUGGUGUAGGAAAAUUGUCACAGUAUUUCAUGAGAGCAACCGAGAUUUUACUUACAACUGAGGUUAAAUGUUUGCAAAUGAUAUCGGCCAUUUCACUCCUAAAGUCAUUCGGGAAAGUUUUUUGGAAAUGUGCCGGGUCACUCAAAAACUCCUUGAACAACCCAAUUGAAUUCAUAUUUGAAGACGAUGAGUAUACGGUCGAGAUAAAACUCGAUGACAUUAAUAGAAGAAUGGAUGUGCCGCAUCCUUUGAUUCAUUCGUUCCUGCUCUAUCUACUUAAGAUUUUAAGGAGCUCCCAAGAAUUUUCCAUGG